Molecule: messenger RNA, 1724 nt
Organism: Sciurus carolinensis (gray squirrel)
Lineage: Eukaryota; Metazoa; Chordata; Mammalia; Rodentia; Sciuridae
Gene: Trip6
Product: thyroid hormone receptor interactor 6
Exons: 9
Coding region: 144-1598 (484 amino acids)
Biological process (GO): positive regulation of non-canonical NF-kappaB signal transduction
Source: RefSeq, a predicted model, not a curated record
GAGGAAGGGGAAAAAAAAAAAGCCAGAAAAAAGUUUCUUUCCUGGAGUCCCAACGAGGUGUGGGACGGAAGAGGAGGGGUCUGGGCCACCGUCCCAGUGCUCUGUGGGUUCCUGAUCGCUGUCUGGAGUCCCCGUUCCAGGCCAUGUCGGGGCCCACCUGGCUCCCCCCAAAGCAGCCGGAGCCCGCCAGAGUGCCUCAGGGGAGAGUGCUUUCCCGAGGCGCUCCCGGGCCUCCACCAGCCCAAGGAACAGCACUCCAGCCUCACCCCAGGGUCAAUUUUUGCUCCCUCCCAUCUGAGCAGUGUUACCAGCCCCCGGGGGGACCAGAGGAUCGGGGGCCGACCUGGGUGGGUUCUCAUGGAGCACCUCAGCGUUCCCAGCUCCAUUCCCAGGGGCUCCCCCCAGACAGGGGGGGCCUGCGCCCGGGAAGUCUGGAUGCUGAGAUAGAUUCGCUGACCAGCAUGCUGGCUGAGCUGGAUGGGGGUCGGGGCCAUGCUCCAAGGCGACCAGACCGACAGGCUUAUGAGCCCUCUCAGCCCCCUGCCUACCGCCCUGGCUCCCUGAAGCCCAAUGGAGGGGGUGUGCCGCCCCUGCCUCUCCCAGCAUCCCCCUAUGGGGGCCCCACUCCGGCCUCCUAUGCUACUGCCAGCACCCCAGCCGGCCCUGCCUUCCCCGUUCAAGUGAAGGUGGCACAACCUGUGAGAGGCUGCGGCCCGCCCAGGCGGGGGGCCUCUCAGGCCUCUGGGCCCCUCCCAGGCCCCCACUUUCCUCUCCCAGGCCGAGGUGAAGUCUGGGGGGCUGGCUAUAGGAGCUACCGCGAGCCAGGGCCAGGGGGUAAGGAGGAGGCUGCUGGGGUCUCUGGCUCUGCAGGAGGAGGACGAGGAGGCGGGCGUGGGCCCCAGGUCCCUCUGAGCCAGCCUCCAGAGGAGGAGUUGGAGAGACUGACCAAGAAGAUGGUGCACGACAUGAGCCACCCCCCGAGUGGGGAGUACUUUGGUCGAUGUGGCGGCUGUGGAGAAGAUGUGGUUGGGGAUGGGGCCGGGGUUGUGGCCCUUGACCGUGUCUUCCAUGUUGGCUGCUUCGUGUGUUCCACGUGCCGGGCCCAGCUCCGGGGUCAGCACUUCUACGCCGUGGAGAGGAGGGCAUACUGCGAGAGCUGCUAUGUGGCCACUCUGGAGAAAUGUUCCACAUGCUCCCAGCCCAUCCUGGACCGGAUCCUGCGGGCUAUGGGGAAGGCCUAUCACCCUGGCUGCUUCACCUGCGUGGUGUGCCACCGUGGCCUGGAUGGCAUCCCUUUCACAGUGGAUGCCACCAGCCAGAUCCACUGCAUUGAGGACUUCCACAGGAAGUUUGCCCCACGAUGCUCGGUGUGUGGUGGGGCCAUCAUGCCUGAGCCAGGUCAGGAGGAGACGGUGAGAAUCGUUGCUCUGGAUCGCAGUUUUCACGUUGGCUGUUACAAGUGCGAGGAGUGUGGGCUGCUGCUAUCCUCUGAGGGUGAAUGUCAGGGCUGUUACCCAUUGGACGGGCACAUCCUGUGCAAGGCCUGCAGUGCCUGGCGCAUCCAGGAGCUCUCAGCCACAGUCACCACUGACUGCUGAGUCUUCUAGAAGCACCUGCUACGAACUCAGUCCCCAUCCAUUGGCCUCCCUGACAUCUACCUUUACAACUCUGUCACCAAAUGCUGUGUCUCUUCUUUAUCCAAUCAUGAAAUAAUAAUGCCUUAA